Musa acuminata subsp. malaccensis (wild Malaysian banana) is the source of this 835-nucleotide messenger RNA. RefSeq lists its product as uncharacterized. Lineage: Eukaryota; Viridiplantae; Streptophyta; Magnoliopsida; Zingiberales; Musaceae. The record is from RefSeq and is a predicted model, not a curated record.
AGAGAAGGAAAUAGAAUUCGAUAUAAGACGACAUCCCAAUUAAGGGCCAACCGUUCUCAGACUGAAGCCGCAAUGGCCACAGCCAUGUCGAUAGCGUACCAUAAACCCCCUUCUUCUUCUUCUUCUUCUUCUUCACCAUGGUCAUCAUCACUAAUUCCUGCACCACGUGGUGGCUCCUCCUCUGCUUCUUCGGCGGCGUCGCCUACCAGGCGUGAGGAGCGGCGGAACUUGCCCACGGCGGCGGCGGCGUUGGUUGCGGGCGGAACCGCAGCCCUCGCCAUGGCGGCGUCGGCGCAGGCGCUGCCGGUCGACGCUCCCGUCUUGGCGCUUGCCGCCCUCCAAGAGCCCGAGAACGCGCUCUCGUUGCCCACCUGGGCCAUCCACGUCUCCAGCGUCAUUGAAUGGGUCAUCGCGAUGGUGUUGGUGUGGCAGUACGGGGAGAAAUCCGGUUUCCAGACCUGGAAAGGUCUCACCUGGGGAAUGGUUCCACUUCUUGGAGGAGCACUUUGUGCAUGUACAUGGCAUUUCUUUUAUAAUGCUGAGUCCCUUGAGAUACUGGUGGCUCUUCAAGCUGCAUUGACAGUUCUUGGCAACAUGACAAUGUGUUUUGCUGCAUUUCGAAUAUAUAAAGCAUCUCAAGAAGGCUCAAAAAGCUCCUAAGUAUUAUUACUCCAUGAUCGAAUGAAAGGUAACAUAUUGUUAUUUCCUUUGUCGAUAUGCCACAGAGACUCUCUCUACUCCUUCCCAAUGAAGAAGGCCUGUUUGUAAGUGUAUUAUGCCACAUAUUUCUCAAAACUCAGGCUAGCAAAAGAAAAAAAAAACCAUUUAUAAUUCA